UUGUUAAUGACGAUCUUGUCUUUUCUGGGUUGUUGGAAUAGAUAGGCUUGUUUGGUUUAUAUAUAGAAAGAUAUGAAUGCCAAUCAUGAAUGGAAUGUCUUCAUCACCAUCUAUAGCUUAUUUGUCAUACCUUGUAAAUUGGUUCAGGGGAUUUUCAUCUGUGGUCAUAGCCUUCCUUAUCAACCAUUUACAUAGAUGACUUCUGAGGAGGUUGAUGAAAUACCACGUAAACCAACUCCCAAGUUAAAUGAGAGGAUUCUUUCAUCUUUGUCAAGGAGAUCGGUUGCUGCACAUCCUUGGCACGACCUUGAAAUCGGUCCUACAGCUCCACAUAUUUUCAAUGUGGUUGUUGAGAUUACAAAGGGAAGCAAAGUCAAAUAUGAACUUGACAAGAAGACGGGAUUAAUUAAGGUUGAUCGAAUUUUGUACUCGUCUGUGGUCUAUCCUCAUAACUAUGGCUUCAUUCCUCGCACCUUGUGUGAAGACAAUGAUCCACUUGAUGUUCUAGUCCUCAUGCAGGAACCUGUCCUUCCUGGUUGCUUUCUACGAGCAAGAGCCAUUGGAGUGAUGCCUAUGAUUGACCAGGGGGAGAAGGAUGAUAAGAUCAUUGCAGUCUGUGCUGAUGAUCCAGAGUAUACGCAUUUUACUGAACUCAAUGACCUACCCCCUCACCGCCUUUCUGAAAUCCGUAGAUUCUUUGAAGACUAUAAGAAAAAUGAGAACAAAGAGGUUGCAGUUAACGCUUUUUUGCCUGCCACAGCUGCUCUUGAAGCUAUCCAGUACUCCAUGGAUCUUUAUGCCGAGUACAUACUGCACACCUUAAGGCGGUAAACUUUCCUAUACAGACUAUACUCCACCACUUACAAUAAGCCAUUUUGUCGAUGGCAGAGGAAGAUCUCAAGCAGCAUUCCCUAAUUUUAAAUUUUGUACUUUGGAUUAUGAUUGGUUCUGGUUUUGGUUGAUCUUAAGCGAAAGGAAAUUAAUAGAAACUGUUGGUUCACUUCAAUUUUUUUUUCAUUCA
Messenger RNA from Argentina anserina (silverweed cinquefoil), 1021 nucleotides. RefSeq names its product soluble inorganic pyrophosphatase 1. NCBI's taxonomy places the organism in Eukaryota, Viridiplantae, Streptophyta, Magnoliopsida, Rosales, Rosaceae. The record is from RefSeq and is a predicted model, not a curated record. Gene Ontology annotation, cellular component: cytosol; cytoplasm. The coding region runs from base 196 to 831 and encodes 211 amino acids. Gene Ontology annotation, biological process: phosphate-containing compound metabolic process. The transcript has 9 exons. Gene Ontology annotation, molecular function: magnesium ion binding; inorganic diphosphate phosphatase activity.